AUGGAUGCUACAUCUGCUAAAGGGGCUGCUCAAAGGCGACUAAAGCUGGAAAAACAGAAGAAGCGUCAGCAUAAGCAUGCCCAUGAGGUACAGUCUUUGCAAACCAGGUCUUUCAAUGCAUUGGUGGAUCUUGGUCCAAUAAUCCCCCGAUCUAGUGUAAAGACUCCCAGUCGCGGUUCGCAAACUUCAGUUUCUGAAAAUUUUGGUGAGUUUUUUGAAAAUCUGUUCAUUUUACUCGAAGACAGUUUAUUGUUCAGAAUAUUCGAAAUCAUGGUUUCCCAUCAGAUCAAACUUCUCCAAAAUAUCUCAGGAGUAAAGUUUCAACCCUACGGGGCAAAUGGAGAAUUAAAUCUUCUCAGCUCUAUCUGCCUUGAAAAUGUCAUUGUUAUUUCAGCAUAUGAUGGUCCACAGGCCUUUGAAUUGGGCAACCCGGACCUCCUUGAUCCUCCCAUUCAGGUUCUGCGAGUCAGCGGUGAUAGGGACGACGCUGCCACUCCUGCUAUUGCCACUUCAAAGUCUUCCUCGAGAGAAAACACAGGCACCUCAAAGACCUACCAGGCAAUUCACAUUCCACCUAUUCGACCGGUGAAGUUACCACUGCCCAAAACACCCCUCACGGGAACGGAUCGAAGGUCGCUUUUUGAGUCUAUGGAACUAGAAGAGGUGGAGGAGGAUGUGUCAACCGCAGCAGUCAAGUUGAGAUCGAAAGUGGGAAGGCGAAAGGUGCGAUCAGCCACUCAUAGGCAGAGCAGGACGCCUCUCCGACCGCACAGCGCUAUGGAGGCAUCUCAGAGACCACAGGUCAAGACGAACAACCUUAUUGACUUUGAUAAGGCUGAUAGCGUUGCCAUGGAGACAUCUGUUGUGUCUGCUACAGCAGUUCGCUCGGUUACACCUUCAACGGCCAGUGCAGUGUCAUAUCAGUGGGUGAGUUCUGCAGCCUCAAAACACGAAAAACCAAACUUCAAAAACCUCCAUUCUAAGGGAAAAGGUAAUGAUCUAAGUGGCGAAAAUGCUGUGAGAUCCAAGAGAAAGAAUCCCGCGAAAAAAGGUACGCUAAGUGAAGUUAGUGUCACGAGAAGAUCGAAAAAGAAGGUGGCAAAGCAGCAGAGACCAGAAAGAUUGCUGCGGCGACAAGAAUUGUCGCGAUCCACCGACCACCUGACCACGAAAGACAAACGUGCCCAUAAGCGUGACGGAGUGAGAUCAACAGACGACACCGAGCGCAAGGUAGCCGGUGCUGUGUCUCAAGGUACCCUAGAGAAAAGUCGAUCUAGUAAGCCUCGCUCCCCUCGCAGAGCUGCUCAUGUUCGCGAUGAUGCCGUGCAGAGCAAUCUUGGAGCAGACUUGAAGACCCCUCAAGUCAAGAUGGUAGAAAAAAUAAAUCAAAUUGGACAUCCUACCUCACCGGUCCUUAGUGCAGGAAACAGGAAGUAUAGGAAGGAGGCUGGAUCUCCUACCAAGCGAACAAAUUCGAAAGGAAGAGAGAAGGUGGUUUCAUCAAAAGAUGACCUGGUGCACGAUGAGCCGAUCAGAUCGACAUUAACUCGCAUCUUCAGUGCUGGCGAUGACGUGGAGGCGUUUAUUACAACCCCGGCUGCAAAGGGCGUGACUGUGUGCUGCCGGAUAAGUCGAGACAAGCACGGUAUAGAGGGUGGACUCUUUCCCAGCUACUUCCUCCACUUGGAGAGGCAGGAAGAUGGCCGUCGAUUCUUUCUGCUUGCAGCUCGUCGAAAGCGCCGCACCACAACCUGCAACUAUCUCAUCUCCUUAGACGCCACUGCUACCUCCUCUCCCCUCAACGCACCCGGUGAUGGCAGGCUAACUGUUGGCAAUUUACGCUCUAACUUCCUCGGUACUCAAUUCGUCCUCCUCUCCACUCGCAGCAGAUACAUCGGUCCAUACGCCUCCACUGGCCAUCAUGAUGUUGAUCUCGCUAGUGGUGACUGGUCUAAAGAAAUUGCCACUAUUAGCUAUGAACCAAACAUUCUGGGAUUCAAGGGCCCUAGAAGAAUGACAGUACUUCUGCCAUCCGUGGUGGAGCCUAUUGACUCCAAGACAAGUAAUGAACUGUCAAGAUAUGCUACUGGGGGCCCUGAAGCAAGGAACGACUCCUCAGGUAUCAUGGAGCUGCACAACAAGAAGCCCAUGUGGAAUGAAGGUAAUGUCACCCACUUUAAUCUACUGGACCCAGCCCUCUUUUGGGACGAACACAGUGGCGUUGGGAUACCCCUCACUAAGAGAUCGAAAUCACUGCAUCAAGCCUUUCUUCUAAUUCAAGAAUCGACUAUCCUUAUGCAAUUCGGGCGCGUUUCCAGCGAUGUCUUCACAAUGGAUUACACAUAUCCAUUGACAGCACUGCAAGCCUUCGGCAUUGCCAUCUCUUCGCUGACCGGAAAGUUGGCUUGUGAAUAG
Hydatigera taeniaeformis is the source of this 2415-nucleotide messenger RNA. The record is from the annotation of a GenBank genome assembly. NCBI's taxonomy places the organism in Eukaryota, Metazoa, Platyhelminthes, Cestoda, Cyclophyllidea, Taeniidae.